AUGGAGUCACGGAGGACCAGAAAAUCAAUACUGCUAGGAUUUUACCUCUGGGUGACUUUGAGCUUUCGAGGCUGCCAUGGUGGAAUAUAUCAGAGGAAGUUGUACCGGGAUUUGAUGGUCAACUAUAAUCGACUGGAACGACCAGUCCAAAACGACUCUACACCCAUCGUAGUGGAACUUGGUCUCACUUUGCUACAGAUCAUUGAUGUGGAUGAGAAGAACCAAGUUUUGAUCACAAACGCGUGGCUUCAGCUGCAGUGGACAGACGUGUACCUUACAUGGGAUACAGAAAGUUACCCUGGUGUUCAAAACCUGCGAUUCCCUUCUGAUUUGAUAUGGACUCCAGACAUUCUCCUCUACAACAGUGCCGAUGAAAGGUUUGAUGCAACUUUCCAUACAAAUGUACUGGUCAAUGCUUCAGGUUCCUGUCAGUAUAUCCCACCAGGCAUCUUGAAGAGUACCUGCUACAUCGAUGUUCGGUGGUUCCCAUUUGAUGUACAGAAGUGUGACCUAAAAUUUGGCUCCUGGACACAUAACGGUUGGUUGCUUGACCUCCAGAUGAUGGAUGUGGACAUCUCCACCUACAUACCCAAUGGCGAGUGGGAUCUUGUUGGUGUGCCAGCCAAGCGGAAUGAGCUCUACUACGACUGUUGCAAAGAACCGUACCCUGAUGUGACAUUCACUGUCACCAUGCGCCGUAGAACACUUUACUAUGGCCUCAACUUGCUUAUCCCAUGUGUGCUCAUCUCUGGUCUGGCCCUGCUGGUUUUCCUGCUGCCUGCAGACUCCGGAGAGAAGAUUUCACUGGGAAUCACUGUGCUGCUGUCUCUAACUGUGUUCAUGUUACUGGUGGCAGAGAUAAUGCCUGCUACAUCAGACUCUGUUCCCCUGAUUGCUCAGUACUUUGCCAGCACAAUGAUGAUCGUAGGCUUAUCCGUGGUGGUGACAGUUCUAGUUCUCCAGUUCCACCACCAUGACCCCCAAGGAGGGCAGAUGCCAAAAUGGGUCCGACUCAUUCUCCUCAACUGGUGCGCUUGGUUCCUACGCAUGAAGAAACCUGGAGAGGAAAGAAAAAGUCAAUCAGUUUGCCCUGCUUAUGUGUAUCCACACCCUCCUCCUCACCACACCAGCACCAACAGCAUUCAGAUGAGCACCAUACCUUGCCAGAGCUCCACCCAGUCACCUAACACCAAUGGCAACAUUAACCUGCACCUCGGAUAUCAUUCCAUGGGAACAGACAACCCUUCUUUCCCACCAAGCACUGAUCCGACUGUGCUAAUGUGCGGCAGCAGCGGAGGCAGCGACAGACAUCUCACUGGUUCUGCCAUCUACCCAGAGCAAACACGGACUUUGCUGCUGGAACAACUCCCGGAAAUGUCUCGGAUCCUGGAGGAAGUGCAGUAUAUCGCCAGGCGCUUCCGAGACCAAGAUGAGGGCCAGGCCAUUUGCAGCGAGUGGAAGUUUGCAGCGGCGGUGGUGGAUCGCUUAUGCCUGGUGGCCUUUUCGCUCUUCUCUAUCAUCUGCACUUUUACCAUCCUCAUGUCGGCUCCCAAUUUCAUUGAGGCGGUGUCCAAAGACUUCACAUGAAGCGGAUUGUUACUCUAUGAACAGGAAAGAGAGGAAAAAUGCUGCCAUUGCUUAAAUAUUCAGAAACUGCCCAACAUGCUUCCAACACCUGGAAACCUAUAGACCUACAAGUGUCUCUGACAUAAAGUAUUUCUGUUCAGACAUACCUGUUUUUGUUUAUUUGCUGUAAUGUGGAAACUUAAAAGAGCACAAUCUUACUUUAUCUCAAUUUAUUUAGCACCACCAAUACAGAGUUUUGCAGUCACCAUACACUACUUACCUUUUUACUUUGAAACAUUGAAUAUUUAUUGUAACUUCUUGUUUUAUAAUAUUCUAUUAGGGUUUGAUAUUAUAGUAAAUUCAUUCACAAAUACACUCUCAUCACAUUAACAUAAAGGGGUUUGACACUUCAGCA
Messenger RNA from Syngnathus typhle (broad-nosed pipefish), 1981 nucleotides. Its product is annotated as neuronal acetylcholine receptor subunit alpha-7-like. Bases 1 to 1587 code for a protein of 528 amino acids. Gene Ontology annotation, molecular function: acetylcholine-gated monoatomic cation-selective channel activity; transmembrane signaling receptor activity. Gene Ontology annotation, biological process: nervous system process; regulation of membrane potential; chemical synaptic transmission. The transcript has 10 exons. NCBI's taxonomy places the organism in Eukaryota, Metazoa, Chordata, Actinopteri, Syngnathiformes, Syngnathidae. The record is from RefSeq and is a predicted model, not a curated record. Gene Ontology annotation, cellular component: synapse; neuron projection; postsynaptic membrane.